AUGAGGUCCGGGGUGGAUACUCUCGCCAUCGUGAUCCCUCUCAUGCCAGCUGGCAUCGCGGGUGGCCUCAUGGUCGCCAUCACCGGCCGGUACAAGCUAACUAUCAUUCUCGGCUACAGUCUGAUUGCCGUCGGGGUUGGUCUCCUGACCCUCCUGACUGAUAAGUCGAGUACAGCGAAAUGGGUCAUCUUCCAAAUCAUGACCGGAAUCGGCGGCGGGCUGUCGCUCACCGCCACGCUGCCUGCUGUACAGGCUCCGCUGCCAGAGAAGGACGUCGCCAUCGCUACCGCCAGCUGGGCAUUCGUGCGAAGUUCUGGGGCCAUCUGGCGCGCCGCUAUCCCCGCCGCCGUGCUCAACUCCAAGUUCGACAGCCAGCUGUCUCACAUCAGCGACCAGGCCACCCGCGCACUCCUGGCUCGUGGUGGGGCGUAUGAACAUGUCACCAAGAUCUUCAUUGAGACCUUUGACAACAAUCCCACCCUGCAGCGUGAAAUCCUGGAUGUCUAUCUGUCAUGCUUGAAGCUCGUUUGGCAGGUCUUGCUGGCGUUGCCCUCGCCGCGUUUCCCCUCGCCGCGUGCAUUCCACAAGUGGAGUUGCGGAAGGAAUUGGUGA
Aspergillus lentulus is the source of this 612-nucleotide messenger RNA. The record is from RefSeq and is a predicted model, not a curated record. NCBI's taxonomy places the organism in Eukaryota, Fungi, Ascomycota, Eurotiomycetes, Eurotiales, Aspergillaceae.